AACAAACCAAAAAACCUCACAAGGCGUCUUUAUAUCGGAACCCAUCCUCAUCAAGUAUUGAUUCGCGAUGCAGUACAGACACCGCAUAAUAUAAGAACUUGACGCGCUCGCCGGUUGCCGGGGAGGCCAUGAAUUUGCUGAAGCGCCUAAGAUCGAGCCUGCGCGUCGCUGACAUACGGAUGCCGAUGACUGCUAGACUCGCGGCUCGGACUCGCCAUGCAUCCGGGCAAGGAUUCACUACGAGCGCUUCCCCACCUCCGUCUCCCUCCAGAGCCCCAAAUGACGCUAGAAGAGCUUCGCAUACCGGCGUUGGGAUUGGCUUCCUCUUGGCGAUGACCAUCAACGUGAAUGCGUCCCAUAACGCGUAAAGUUCGUACAGUCUACAUGGUGCGUGCUUAGCCGUGUCCCACGGACUAUCGCUGACUUCGAGA
Messenger RNA from Schizophyllum commune H4-8, 431 nucleotides. RefSeq lists its product as uncharacterized. The coding region runs from base 129 to 368 and encodes 79 amino acids. The transcript is spliced from 2 exons. NCBI's taxonomy places the organism in Eukaryota, Fungi, Basidiomycota, Agaricomycetes, Agaricales, Schizophyllaceae. The record is from RefSeq and is a predicted model, not a curated record.